Nerophis ophidion (straightnose pipefish) is the source of this 4272-nucleotide messenger RNA. RefSeq names its product RNA-binding protein Musashi homolog 1-like. The coding region runs from base 100 to 1143 and encodes 347 amino acids. Gene Ontology annotation, cellular component: cytoplasm. The record is from RefSeq and is a predicted model, not a curated record. The transcript has 14 exons. NCBI's taxonomy places the organism in Eukaryota, Metazoa, Chordata, Actinopteri, Syngnathiformes, Syngnathidae. Gene Ontology annotation, molecular function: RNA binding.
CUCCUCUUAGCCGCCCCACCCCCCCGGAGUCUGGAGCAGCAAAGCGGCGGAGCUUCACUGGCUCUCCUCGGUGCGGGAUAUACAGCAGCGGAGAGCGGCAUGGACACGGAAGGGAGCCCGAGCAGCCUGUCGUCCGGCACGGACAACUCCCCCCACGACCCAUGCAAAAUGUUCAUCGGGGGUCUGAGUUGGCAGACGACGCAAGAGGGCCUGAAGGACUACUUCUGCAAAUUCGGCGAGGUGAAGGAGUGCCUGGUGAUGCGAGAUCCCAUCACCAAGAGGUCGAGGGGGUUCGGGUUCGUCACAUACGCGGACCAGGCCGGCGUGGAGAAAGUUUUGGCCCAAAACAGACACGAGCUGGACUCAAAAACGAUCGACCCCAAAGUGGCUUUCCCUCGCCGGGCUCAGCCUAAGUUGGUGACUCGGACUAAGAAGAUCUUUGUUGGGGGACUCUCGGUCAACACCACCGUAGAAGAUGUGAAGCAAUACUUUGACCAGUUCGGAAAGGUCGAUGACGCCAUGCUUAUGUUUGACAAAACAACCAACAGACACAGAGGUUUUGGUUUUGUCACCUUUGAGAACGAAGAUGUGGUGGAGAAAGUGUGUGAGAUCCACUUCCAUGAGAUCAACAACAAAAUGGUGGAGUGUAAGAAAGCGCAGCCCAAAGAGGUCAUGACCCCGACAAGUUCAGCCCGAGGUCGAUCCAGAGUGAUGCCCUAUGGGAUGGACGCCUUCAUGCUGGGUAUCGGCAUGCUUGGCUACCCAGGUUUCCAGACGACCACCUACACCAGCCGCAGUUACUCUGGAAUCGCGCCCGGCUACGCCUACCAGUUCCCAGAAUUCCAUUUAGAGAGGACCCCCCUCCUGGCAUCCUCCCACCCCCCUGAGCUGGCAGCCAUUCCCUUGACUGCGUACGGACCAAUGGCAGCAGCGGCAGCAGCGGUUGUUCGAGGCUCCGCCCCUUCCCGCACAGGCUACCUGAGCACCAGCAGCCCUGGACCAAUGGCUGACUUGUACGCAGCAGCCAAUCAGGACUCCCUCGGCAGCUACAUCAGCGCGGCAAGCCCCGCCCCCAGCACAGGGUUCGGCCACGGUCUCGGGGGUCCUCUGAUCGCCACGGCCUUCACUAACGGCUACCACUGAGGCCGCUCUCUGACCCGGGGGCUUCUCUUCUGCUGACCAGCCAAUCACACGCUGAGUGCUGUGACGCCACGACCUGAUUGGCCGGCUGCAGGCACAACCUGAUUGGCUCCGCUCACCGACUGAAUAUCUUUUUAAAAACUCUUUUUGCUGUACUAAUCUCCUCCUGAUGUCCGUGUCUGGUCCCCACCUUCCUCACCUCCCUCACACGCUUAUUUUCUUUGGAAACGGAGAAAAGAGGAGGGGAAAAAAAAGUGGGGGGGGGGGGGGGGGUCUGAAAUUUUGUCAUUUUUGACAAAAGCCGAAGAGGACUAUUUUUUCUAAAGUUAUUCUAUCUCGCUCUUCUAUGGUUGCAACUCAGAUUCUGACACAAAAACAAACAAAAACGGGCAUGAUUUUCUUUUUCUUUUUUUGCCAAGCCUUUUAACUCCAAUGAACAAAUCCGACUAAAUCAUUUUUCUAAGCGUCACGGAAACAGGAACAAAAAAAAAAUGUAUAUUUUGAUAGUCUUUAAAACGAAACCUUUGUAAUAUUGUUAUUAAUAUUGACAUAAUUAUGAUAAUCUGUGAGCUAUUUUAUUCUGUCAAUGGUUUGAAAGCAAUGUUUUUAUGUCUUCCUGUAACAUAUUGUACAUAAACAUGGGGGGCGGGACUACUGGAGCAGCCGGCAUGUCAUUGGCUGCUUCUGGGAGGCUCACCUUCUAUUUCACUGGAAGUCACACACACCUGACACACAUUACACCUGUUCAUACACACCUGACACACAUUACACCUGUUCAUACACACCUGACACACAUUACACCUGCUCAUACACACCUGACACACAUUACACCUGUUCAUACACACCUGACACACAUUACACCUGUUCAUACACACCUGACACAUACACACCUGACACACAUCACACCUGCUCAUACACACCUCAUCAUGCACACAUCAUACACACCCGCUCAUACACACAUUACACCUGUUCAUAUUACACAUGCUCUUACACACCUGCUCAUACACACGUUACACCUGCUCAUACACACAUAACUUCAUACACACCUGAUCAUACACACUACACCUGCUCAUACACUUGAUCAUACACACCUACUUAUACACACAUACCUGUUCAUACACACCUGCUCAUACACACAUUAGACAUGGUCAUACACACCUGCUCAUACACACCUGAUCAUACACAUAUUAGACAUGCUCAUACACACCUGCUAAUACACACAUUAUACCUGUUCAUACACACCUGAUCAUACACAUAUUAGACAUGCUCAUACACACCUGCUAAUACACACAUUAUACCUGCUCAUACACACCUGAUCAUACACAUAUUAGACAUGCUCAUACACACCUACUUAUACACACAUACCUGUUCAUACACACCUGCUCAUACACACAUUAGACAUGGUCAUACACACCUGCUCAUACACACCUGAUCAUACACAUAUUAGACAUGCUCAUACACACCUGCUAAUACACACAUUAUACCUGUUCAUACACACCUGAUCAUACACAUAUUAGACAUGCUCAUACACACCUGCUAAUACACACAUUAUACCUGUUCAUACACACCUGCUCAUACACAUAUUAGACAUGGUCAUACACACCUGUUCAUACACACCUGCUCAUACACAUAUUAGACAUGGUCAUACACACCUGAUCAUACACAUAUUAGACGUGGUCAUACACACCUGUUCAUACACACCUGCUCAUACACACAUUAGACAUGGUCAUACACACCUGAUCAUACACACAUUACACCUGCUCUGCUCAUACACACAUGACACCUGCUUAUACACACUUCAUCAUACACACCUGCUCAUAUACACUUGAUCAUAAACACCUGCUCAUACACACAUUACACCUCAUCAUACACACCUGAUUAUACAUUUAUUACACCUGUUCAUACACACAUUACACCUGACACCUGCUCAUACACACCUGAUUAUACAUUUAUUACACCUGAUCAUACACACAUUAUACCUGUUCAUACACACAUUAUACCUGUUCAUACACACCUGCUCAUACACACCUGAUUAUACAUUUAUUACACCUGCUCAUACACACAUUACACCUGAUCAUACACACCUGCUCAUACACAUAUUAGACGUGGUCAUACACACCUGAUCAUACACACAUUAUACCUGUUCAUACACACAUUAUACCUGUUCAUACACACCUGAUCAUACACACAUUAUACCUGUUCAUACACACCUGAUCAUACACACAUUAUACCUGUUCAUACACACCUGUUCAUACACACAUCAUACCUGUUCAUACACACAUUAUACCUGUUCAUACACACCUGAUCAUACACACAUUAUACCUGUUCAUACACACCUGUUCAUACACACAUUAUACCUGUUCAUACACACCUGAUCAUACACACAUUAUACCUGUUCAUACACACAUUAUACCUGUUCAUACACACCUGUUCAUACACACAUUAUACCUGUUCAUACACACCUGAUCAUACACACAUUAUACCUGUUCAUACACACCUGAUCAUACACACAUUAUACCUGUUCAUACACACCUGUUCAUACACACAUUAUACCUGUUCAUACACACCUGUUCAUACACACAUUAUACCUGUUCAUACACACCUGUUCAUACACACAUUAUACCUGUUCAUAUACACCUGCUCAUACAAAUAUUACACCUGCUGACACACACACGACACCUGCUGACACACACAUGACACCUGCUGCCACACACAUGACACCUGCUCAUACACACCUGACAUGUGGUGACGUCAGCAGUGAGUCCACCUGAAGGUCAGCAGGACGUCCUUGGCCAGCGUUGCUAGCAUCACGCUGCUGUCGCUCAUUCUCAGAAACUUGCAGGCCUUCAUCUUCUUUUACACUUUUUUUCUUGUUUUGUUGCUUUUUUGGAAGCAGAAGCUGGGAUUUCUCAGUUUUCCCAAACGCGACACCUGCGUGAGAACCGAAGAUGAACUUGACGGACUUUGAGUUCCGAGCAGGAGAAAUCAGGGUUUUGUUGGCUCGGAGAUUUGACUUCCUUUUUUUUUUUUUUGUGUUGAUUUUUUGGCCAUUCUCUUCUUCAUUUUUGUGUCUAUUUUUUUGAUGUUUUUACGCGGCGUUUCGCCGUGAAAUAAAUGAAGGACAUUGUUUCA